GCGCCUUGUAUUCAGAUUUCUUCCCCUCCUUUGCCCUUCACAGAUCUAGAGCUCUCUCGUUUGAGAAGAGAUGAAGGUGAUUGCAGCGUAUUUGCUAGCUUUGUUGGGGGGGAACACCUCUCCUUCAGCAGAGGAUUUGAAGGAUAUACUUGGCUCCGUUGGAGCUGAAGCUGACGAUGACAGACUUGAGCUUCUUUUGUCACAAGUCAAAGGCAAGGACAUAACAGAGCUUAUUGCGGCUGGACGAGAGAAGUUGGCAUCAGUACCUUCUGGUGGUGGUGGUGGUGCUAUUGCAGUAGCUGCAACUGCUGGUGGUGGUGCCGCCGCUGCUGCUCCAGCUGCAGCUGAGCCCAAAAAAGAGGAGAAAGUGGAAGAGAAAGAGGAGUCUGAUGAUGACAUGGGCUUCAGUCUCUUCGAUUAAGGGGGUUUGGAGGCCUCAUUCCAUGUAUGAAAUGUUCUUCCCCUUGGCUCAUGAUAGGUGCUCAAGUUUUUUGUUCUCAAGCGAGAGUGUUUUUUUUUUUUUUGGUUUUAUUUGGUAGAAGAAACCUGUGACAAUCACUGCAGUGAACUCCAUGAUGUUGGAUUUGAGUUUUGAUCAAGACAUUUGAUGGAUUCUGUGUAAUGGGCUAAUACACAUGGUUCUGUUCUGUCAUGAAUUAUUUGUUGAAUUGGAGAGCGUUGAGUUAUAGUUUUUGGCCCUAUGUGGUAUCCUAGUAUUGCUCUUGCUGCGUUCAAGUGACAAAAUAACCUUGCAUAGUUGGCUGGUUG
Molecule: messenger RNA, 768 nt
Organism: Ilex paraguariensis (yerba mate)
Lineage: Eukaryota; Viridiplantae; Streptophyta; Magnoliopsida; Aquifoliales; Aquifoliaceae
Source: the annotation of a GenBank genome assembly